CGGGGUCGUCGGCGGGCCCCGGGUUGGGAGCGGGAUGGAGACUCCGGAGGAGCGGCGCGGCCGGCCGCGGCCCCCGCCCCCCGACCUCAGCCGCUCGGCGCACGUCCCCUCCCUGCAGCGAUACCGGGACCUGCACCGACGAUCGCUGGACCGGCCGCACGAGUUCUGGGGAGACGUGGCCAAGGAGUUUUUCUGGAAAACCCCGUGCCCCGGGCCCUUUCUCGACCACAAUUUCGACGUGACGAAAGGGAGGAUCUUCAUCGAAUGGAUGAAAGGGGCCACGACCAACGUCUGCUACAACGUGCUGGACCGGAUCGUCGGGGACAAGGACCUCGGGGAUAAAGUCGCCUUUUACUGGGAAGGCAACCGGCCCGGGACGGCCUCCACGACCACCUACCGAGAGCUGCUGGCCCAGACGUGCCGGUUCGCCAACGUGCUCAAGACGCUAGGAAUUAAGAAAGGCGACCGGGUGGCCAUCUACAUGCCCAUGAUUGUGGAGCUGGUGGUGGCCAUGCUGGCCUGUGCCCGGAUCGGAGCCGUCCACUCCGUCGUGUUUGCAGGUUUCUCAGCUGAAUCGCUGUGUGACCGCAUCAUGGACUCCAGCUGUGCCCUCCUCGUCACCGCAGAUGCUUUUUUCCGCGGAGACAAGCUGGUUAACCUGAAAGAGAUCGUGGACGAGGCUCUGAGAAAGUGCAGAGACAAGGGCUUCGCCGUGCGCCACUGCAUCGUGGCCAAGCACCUGUUCCGAGCAGCGCCGGCGGCUGACGGCCCGGGCGGACGGUCUCCCCCGUCCAAGCGGCCGUGUCCGGACGGGCAGGGCAAGCAGAUUCCCUGGAACGCGGACGUGGACCUCUGGUGGCACGAGCUGAUGGGGGAGGCGGGCGACACGUGCGAGCCGGAGUGGUGUGACGCCGAGGACGUCCUCUUCAUCCUCUACACCAGCGGCUCCACGGGCAAGCCCAAGGGCGUCGUGCACACGAUGGGCGGCUACCUGCUCUUUGCCGCCACUUCGUUCAAAUACGUCUUCGACUACCACCCGGACGACGUGUACUGGUGCACCGCCGACAUCGGCUGGAUCACCGGUCACUCCUACAUCACCUACGGCCCCCUGGCCAACGGGGCCACCUGCGUCCUGUUCGAAGGGCUCCCCACCCACCCCGACCCCGGCCGCGUGUGGAGCAUCGUGGACAAGUACCAGGUGACCAAGCUCUACACGGCCCCCACGGCCAUCCGGCUGCUCAUGAAGUUUGGGGACGAGCCGGUCGCCAAGCACUGCAGGCGGUCUCUGAAGAUCCUGGGUACCGUGGGCGAGCCCAUCAACCCCGAGGCCUGGCUGUGGUACUACGCCGUGGUGGGGGAGGAGCGCUGCCCCGUGGUAGACACCUUCUGGCAGACUGAAACGGGUGGCCACAUGCUGACCCCUCUCCCGGGGGCCACCCCCUUGAAGCCUGGCUCCGCGACGUUCCCGUUCUUCGGCGUGCACCCUGCCAUCCUCAACGAGGCUGGGGAGGAGCUGGAAGGAGAGGCCGAGGGCUACCUGGUCUUCAAGCGUCCGUGGCCGGGCAUCAUGCGCACCAUCCACGGCGACCACACGCGCUUCGAGGCCACUUACUUCCGCCGCUUCCCCGGUUACUUCGUGACGGGCGACGGCUGUCGGCGGGACCGGGACGGCUACUACUGGAUCACCGGGCGUAUGGACGACAUGCUCAAUGUCUCCGGUCACCUGCUGAGCACGGCCGAGGUGGAGUCGGCGCUGCUGCAACACGAGGCCGUGUCCGAGGCGGCGGCGGUCAGCCGCCCCCACCCCAUCAAAGGGGAGUGCCUCUACUGCUUCGUCACCCUCCGACAGGGCCUCGCCUUCACCCCCGCCCUCCAGGAGGAGCUGAGGCUGCAGGUUCGAGAGAAGAUCGGCCCCAUCGCCACGCCGGACUACAUCCAGAACGCUCCGGGCCUGCCCAAGACGCGCUCGGGGAAGAUCGUGAGGCGGCUCCUGCGGAAGGUGGCCCGGAACGACCCAGACCUGGAGGACGUAUCCACCGUGGCCGACCCCUCCGUCAUGACUCACCUCUUCGAACACCGCCGCCCCGCGGCCCCGUGACCGGCGGGGCCGGCCCGGGAGGUCGGGGCGGGGAUCCCGGGGUCCGGUGCCCUGCACGGAGUGAGCGCCCGAUAGGAACGGUCGAACGGGCGAAUGGCGGGGCGGAGGGGAAUCCACCGGUGGCUGGGUCUCUCUCCUAGCGGAGCCGGCCCGGCCCGCCUUCCCGCUGCUCCUCUCCAUUGCCCCGGACACCCCUUCCUCCGCCCCCGCUUCCUUCCUCCCUACUGUUGCUCCUCUUCACGGCUCACUGCCCCUCCUGCUUCUGCCCCGAGCCCCCCUCCCGCACCCCCGCUGCCUCCCCCCAAGCCCCGAGAACCCCCUCCUUCCCGCCGUCGCCGCGGACGCCCGCUCCCCCCCGCUACUUCCCAUCUGCGGAGGGGAGCCCGUCCCCGGGGUUGACCCCAAGAGGGUUGGGAGGGGAGAAGGCGGCAUCGAGGCCGGUCAACUCCUCCCUCCCUUCCCCCGCACCCCACGGCUGGGCAACACGUGCCCAGGCGGGGCGGACGGCGCCCCCCAGCCGCAAGCUGCCGUCGACGGUCUUCCCGGUGCGCGCCGAGCCGGCAGCGGAGGCGGCGCCCAUCCGGCCACCCGUCCCUCCCCCGAGGGCGGCCGGUGCAGCGCAGCCUACGGGGCCCGACGCCUGCCCCGCCCUCACCGGGCCUGCACCCUCCGCCCCAGCCUGGCUGUCCGCAGAGCCCCGGCGGCGGCGCCGAGUCCCGGGCCCGGCCUCCGGAGGCCUGCGGCUGGGGGCCCGCACCCCGCCCUCGGGGCCGGGGAGGGAUGGAUGGUCGGACCUCCUCCUCCUCCUCCUCCAAUCCCCUGGUUCCCUGCCCAGUCCUCGGGGCUGUGGUUUCCUCUGACGGAGGGCGAGGGGCCGCGGGGCUGUCCUCGCGUCCCACCCUGCCCACGCUUCCCCACGCUCUGCGCCGGGAGGGACAGGAAUAAACGCCCAAGAGAA
This is a messenger RNA of Ornithorhynchus anatinus (platypus), 3056 nucleotides long. It is a transcript of the gene ACSS2, whose product is annotated as acyl-CoA synthetase short chain family member 2. The transcript is spliced from 18 exons. Bases 35 to 2098 code for a protein of 687 amino acids. Gene Ontology annotation, molecular function: acetyl-CoA synthetase activity. NCBI's taxonomy places the organism in Eukaryota, Metazoa, Chordata, Mammalia, Monotremata, Ornithorhynchidae. Gene Ontology annotation, cellular component: cytoplasm. The record is from RefSeq and is a predicted model, not a curated record. Gene Ontology annotation, biological process: acetyl-CoA biosynthetic process.